UUAUAUAACAGCAACCCACAACUUGUAAAGACCUCAUCUUUUCUUGAAACACAACAAAUACAAGUGCAUUACACAAGCCAAAAUCUUGAAGGAUAAAUAAAGCAGCAAUCUUGAUCAAGAAAGUGUUAGGAAAAUUUGGGGCUUUUUGGUGUUUUGGAGGUUAAAUCUACUUCUACUGAGGUUUUAAUUUUGUUUUGGUAUUCGAAGAAUCAAUUUUUUGGGGGUAAAAAUGGAAAGUAUAGUGGCACAUCAGAAAGAUCUGAAUUUCAAAGCUACUGAGCUGAGGUUAGGUUUGCCAGGUUCAGAAGAUCAAGAAUCUGACCAAGAAAUCUUGUUGUCAUCAAAUUCCAAGAAUAACAACAAAAGGGCUUUGCCUCAAUCAACUCAUGAUGAAGAAGAUUGUGAAUCUAAGUCCAGUUCUGAUCAUGUCAAAACCCCACCUGUUGCCAAGGCACAAAUUGUGGGGUGGCCACCAGUGAGAUCUAACAGGAAGAACAACAUCCAACCAAAGAAAACAGAAUCUGAAUCUGGAAUGUUUGUCAAAGUUAGCAUGGAUGGUGCCCCAUAUCUUAGAAAAAUUGAUCUGAAAAUGUACAAGUGUUAUCCAGAACUACUAAAAGCCUUAGAAAACAUGUUCAAACUCACCAUAGGUGAAUACUCAGAAAGAGAAGGCUACAAAGGCUCUGAAUUUGCCCCUGCUUAUGAAGAUAAAGAUGGUGACUUGAUGCUUGUUGGUGAUGUUCCUUGGGAAAUGUUCUUGUCUUCUUGUAAGAGGCUGAGAAUAAUGAAAGGAUCAGAAGCAAGAGGCUUGGGAUGUGGAGUAUAACUUAUAAAUUAUAAAAAAUUCCCAAAUAGAAAGAUUGUAUCUUUUUCUAUGACAGGGCUAGAAGAAGAAGAUUAUAUGAUGAUAUGAUGAAGUUUUUUUCCUCUAUUGGCAGUAAAAAGAGUCUUUUCUCAGCUUGGGUUCUUGAGUUAAAGUGAACCUGAAUAUUGAUAUCUUUUUCAUUUUUCUUUUGGGCAAUCCUCUUGUAAUCAAAACAGUUUUUUCUAUGGACAGAAAAAACCUUAGUUACAGUUUAUUAAAUUUUGUUGUUUCAUUUUGGAGUCAUGAUUAAUAUAUAUACUAUGUAUAGCAGGAAAGACAAACCAUGGGUGGUUUAAAGAUCCUGCAAGUGUUAUUUUCUGAUUCUAUUUUGGAAUAAUCCCAUCAAACAUACAAAGUAACUA
Solanum dulcamara is the source of this 1227-nucleotide messenger RNA. Its product is annotated as auxin-responsive protein IAA4-like. The transcript has 3 exons. The record is from RefSeq and is a predicted model, not a curated record. Gene Ontology annotation, cellular component: nucleus. Gene Ontology annotation, molecular function: protein binding. Lineage: Eukaryota; Viridiplantae; Streptophyta; Magnoliopsida; Solanales; Solanaceae. Gene Ontology annotation, biological process: regulation of DNA-templated transcription. The coding region runs from base 230 to 826 and encodes 198 amino acids.